CACUUUCUGAGCUCUAAGAAAUGUUGACCAAUCGACUCCAAAGGUCACAAACGGGUCGAUGAUCUGAUGUGUAUAAAACCUGGCGCUGCGCACGACGUCUUCACCACCGCCUUGAAAGCCUCCAGGAGCGAACACCACUGCCAUACCGUAGUUCACCAUGGCUAGGACGAAACAAACUGCCCGCAAAUCGACUGGCGGAAAGGCCCCGAGGAAGCAGCUUGCCACGAAAGCUGCCAGGAAGAGUGCACCCGCAACCGGUGGUGUCAAGAAACCGCACAGAUACAGGCCAGGUACAGUCGCCCUUCGCGAGAUCCGUCGCUACCAGAAGAGUACGGAGAUGUUGAUCCGCAAGCUGCCCUUCCAGCGCCUUGUCAGAGAAAUCGCCCAGGAUUUCAAAACGGAUCUCCGGUUCCAGAGCUCUGCCGUGAUGGCCCUUCAGGAAGCCAGUGAAGCCUAUCUUGUCGGCCUGUUCGAGGAUACGAAUCUCUGUGCUAUCCAUGCAAAGCGGGUGACAAUCAUGCCCAAGGACAUCCAGCUUGCAAGGAGAAUCCGCGGAGAGCGGGCGUAGAACAGAGUCUCUCUUGAAAGCCCUGGAGUCACGAGAUUGGAAUGACCUUUGUCUGUCGUCGAUACUGGGCUGUAAUCAACACAUGUGCAUGAAACCUCAAUUGUAAAUAAAAACUGUAUAGACAUGCGUGUGUAAUGGAAUGUAGCCAUGAAAUAUGAAUGAACAAUGCAAAAGCAAUGCAAAAUUCAAUGCAAACCUAGCUUUAUAUAAAAUAUUCCGAUUAUAAGGAGAAGGUCCCAUUUUUGUGGGCUAUGGGAUGUGGACCUUCUGUUGGGUUGGUCACGCGAAGAAAAUAGACGGAUUUUUCCUAGCUGAACUGAAUAUUUAUACUUUCUUGGAGAGCUGUUUUGUGUUGGCAAGUUAGCCUUUUGACGCUAUAAUAGGACCCAUGCGUCCUGUACUCGAAAUGAAAUCUUUAUUCCUCCUCUAUAGGAACAGCAAUUGGAUAUCCAUCGGUUAAUCUACUUUUCGAUGCCCAAUGUGGAGACACGUGCCGGGUAGGCGCAUUUUAUCCAGUCUGCCACGCUGGUCUUGAAAGAGUACAUUUUACAUCUGAUGGCAGCUAUACCAGCACUCCGACCUUGUCAACAUGUUAUUAUGCAUUGAAUAUGUCCAUCCCAAUUAUCUACUGAGAAGUUCCGGAGCUUAACCUGCCAGAGAAAAUUAAAGUCGCCCUUCACGAUUAUUCAAAAAAAGAUCUUCAUUGCACAAUUUGGCCGUAUAUUCUACAGAAUUAGUGUUUAUCGUAAAGACUUUCUGAUUGGAUUCAGCUUAGUUAAUCUCAUUUUCAAAGACCCACGUGGAGAUCACUGCCAGGUUACUUGAACCAAUUUCUCUGCCACGACGGUCUUGAAAGUAACAUUGCCUAACCCCUUCCCAUCAUUUGAAAAACAUGAAUAUGCAUUAAUCAACAAUUUGAUAACGUUUUAUUGUGGAUGGAUUUUCAUAAACUGCCGAACGCUUUUUGUGCCAAAUUUAAACUUGUGAUGUAAAAAGUAACAAAAUGAUGCAAACAAGUGACGAAUCACGACAAGUACCUUGGUAAUCUAAAUGUGAGCUUUCAAAUGGGCAGAAAGCAGCAAACCAUGGUUAAACCUUAUUCUGAACGACCCUCGUGGAAAUCACUGGGGAUUUUAAACCAAACCUUCCGCCACGUUUGUCUUGAGAAUAAUAUUGCCAUUCGGGAGUUAAACAAUUUCUGCGCCUAUGAUGAGUUUAUGCUCUGUAAUAAAACCAAUACAAUGUCUUGACCAAGUUUUUAAGUAGUGUAAAAAUAGAUCGAGGCAAAUACAAGAAACUCCAAAGAUGAUUCCCCAUUGGGAUAUUUCUAAUUUUUCUACGGCACUAUUUUGUGGUCUCUCUUUAAACUAGCGCCAUGGUAAAAUGAGGACGAUCUCAAUUGUAUGUUUCUUUUAUCAUGUUAUAUGUACGCAACUACACUCUAUGAUUAUUUUGUUUGAUUUAGUUCAAUAAAACUUACAAUUCCA
This is a messenger RNA of Lineus longissimus, 2055 nucleotides long. RefSeq names its product histone H3-like. Gene Ontology annotation, molecular function: DNA binding; protein heterodimerization activity; structural constituent of chromatin. The transcript has 3 exons. NCBI's taxonomy places the organism in Eukaryota, Metazoa, Nemertea, Pilidiophora, Heteronemertea, Lineidae. The record is from RefSeq and is a predicted model, not a curated record. Gene Ontology annotation, cellular component: nucleosome. The coding region runs from base 158 to 568 and encodes 136 amino acids.